Diplodia corticola is the source of this 894-nucleotide messenger RNA. Its product is annotated as hit finger domain. Gene Ontology annotation, biological process: chromatin remodeling. The coding region runs from base 1 to 894 and encodes 297 amino acids. Gene Ontology annotation, cellular component: Swr1 complex. The record is from RefSeq and is a predicted model, not a curated record. The transcript has a single exon. Gene Ontology annotation, molecular function: nucleosome binding. NCBI's taxonomy places the organism in Eukaryota, Fungi, Ascomycota, Dothideomycetes, Botryosphaeriales, Botryosphaeriaceae.
AUGCCACACAUCGAAGUCAUCCCCAUCACCAGCGGUGCCGCACCGGCACCCGGCUGGGCAUAUGUGCCCGAUACUGGCUACGACCCGAGCAAAGUUGCCAUCAACCCGACCGCCCGCAAACGCACUGCUCGCCAGGACCUCGCUGGCGCACCCGACCUUACCGGCCGCCAGCAAACGCAGCUACAUAAGCGCAUUGCCGAGCUCGACCGGGAGAAUCAGAAGGAGGUGGCGCUGCCAGCGAGAACCAAGGAGCGAGCCUCUACUCCGCGAGAAAAGGCCGGCCGGAAGAUGACGCCUGCCGUCCGCAAGAUCCUGCAGAGCGGCCGUACAUUUGCGCAUUGGCUGGCGGAUGAAGAGGCGUUGAGUGCCCAGCGCCAUGCUGCUGGACAGUCGUCGGCUGUACAGACGGCGGCGGCAAGCCCGGCGCCCAGCUCCUCAGCAGCUCCCUCGGGCACGCAGAGCAGUCGCUCGAAGAAGACACUGGCAUCACGAACGAAACGUAGCGGAUCCACUGCUGUCUCUUCGAGUCCCGCCACUCCAACUGCACAAUCCGCCCUUUCGACUGGCAGCGUUGCCGCCCAGUCUCCAGCCGCCCAAUCGGCAGCAGAAGCCGAGCUCACAGAUGCACCGCCGAUGGAGGAGGAUGCUCCGUUGCUUUGCUCAGUGGCGCCUGCGGCUCCCUCAGUCCAGGAGAUCCAAGCUCUGCUUGCGCACCCUCCGUUGCCGUAUGGUGCUGCGAGAGCAGCGCCACCCAACCCUGAAGGCCCCCCACGCCGGCAAUUUUGUGAGAUAUGUGGCUAUUGGGGCCGCAUAAAAUGCUUCAAGUGCGCUGCAAGGGUUUGUGGGCUCGAAUGCAAGAGAGCUCACGAUGAGACUAGUUGCUUGCGCAUGUAG